Molecule: messenger RNA, 8344 nt
Organism: Podarcis lilfordi (Lilford's wall lizard)
Lineage: Eukaryota; Metazoa; Chordata; Lepidosauria; Squamata; Lacertidae
Source: the annotation of a GenBank genome assembly
AUGGACGGGCCCGGGGAAGGAGAAGAGCCGGCCGCUGCGGAAGAGGCGGCGGGGGGCGGCGGCCUGGAGCUGCUGGCCCGGCGGCAGCGCAAGGAGAAGCGCGAGCUGCAAGGUGAGGGAGCCGGCUGGGGCAGAGAGACCGAGGGAAGAGCAGGCAGGCAGGCAGGCGCUGCUGCUGCUGAGGGAGGGAGGGAGGGACCCCCAUGAAAGGGGGCGGGGGAGCCGGGUUGCUAGGGAGCCAGGAAACGAGGGUUCGUGGGUGGGCGAGUUUCACUUAGCGGGCUGCAUAUGGAGCGCCUACACUUCGGAACUCCCCGCCACUUGAUACCUGGCAGGCGCCGUCUCGGUACCUGCUUUUCGGCGCCUGCUGAAAACUUCCUGGGAGGUUUCUAAGCAGAGGUUGGGUGGCCAUCCGUAAGGCACGAUGCAGCUGAGAUUCCUGCAUUGCAGCGGGUUAGACUAGAUCAGUGGUUCCCAACCUUUUUUGGCCAUGCCCCACCUAAGCAUCUCUAAAAUCCUGAUGACACCCCACCCUCCCGUGACAUACAAUUCUUAUUAUUCAAAAAGUGAACUCCUAUUCACGUGGAGGAAGCCUAAAAGGCCAUUCACUGUUAAUAACUCAUUCUCAAAUUGACCCCCUUAAAAAUCAAAUCGACCCCUUGUGGGGAGUGUGCCCCACAUUGGGAACCACGGGACUAGAUGAUCCCUGGGAUGCCCUCCAACUCUGAUUCUGUUAUUUUUGUUGGGGCAAGCCCACCUGGAAGCUUAGGAACUUGCGGGAACCUUAAUCUGCUUUCUUUUUUAAGUUUUGCACAUUGCAAUUUUUUCUAUAUUUCAUUGUUUUGUCUCCUUGUAAACCGCUUUGUGGUUUUUUAAACAUUACAAUCAAGCGGUAUAUAAAUUUUAUGAAAUGAAUGAAUAGAAGCAGGAGCAAGACUUGUGGCACCUUCAAGACCUAGCAGGGUCAGUGUAUCUGGCAAAGUAAAUGUAUGCAGCUGCCCCAUAUAACACGGGUUCUCUGGUCCACUCCUAGAACAAAUGCACAGGGCUGGUUUUGACCCUGGAAGGGGGGAAGCUUUGGGGAAGAUGCCUUCCUUGGUUGGUGGGCCUCACCCAGAAGGAAAGGCCAAGGCAAGGGCUAGAUCUUGCACCACCUCCUCACUCUUGCCACUGCUCAUGUGGGGAGCGCCGCCAGACAGGAGUUGCUGAGGACCAAGCAGAGUUGCUAGCUGACCCCCUGCAAGGAUGUGGGAAUCUGCAGGUGCCCAGUGAUGCUGAUCUUCUGAUAAUGUGGCCCUGCAAAUAUGACACCUUAAAUAUAAAACAGGAAAAAAGAUAGGAGAUGUGUUACGGCACAUGGGCUUUUGUAGGUUAGAUCCUGCUUCAUAGGAUGAAAUGGGCUCUUGUUCAUGAACUUUAAUGUGCUAGAAGAGAAGUAUGUUUCAUAUUUAAGGAGGCACAAGCCUCCUUGCAGCACAAUCCUAUUCGUGUCUCCUAAGAAAUAAGUCCAGUUUGGUUCAGUGGGAGUCCUUGCAGCCUCAGGUCUGUAGCAAACACAGGUAUGUGCUUUCUGAACCUGGUGUCGCCCAGUUUUUAUUGUACUCCAACUCCCAGCCUGCAUGACCAGCAGACAGGAGAUUGUUGUCAUCAGUCUGUCUCGAGAGACAAUGGAAUGUGCCUCCAGGGGUGAAGCCAAACCGCUGUGUUAGCAGCACCCAAGUGACCUCUCCGGAGCACAAGCCUGGGCAGUGUAUGGAAAGCUGGAUUUGUUAUUGGGGGGCAAGUUCAGCUGCUACCGAAGAUGUGAUAUGAAGCGUUGCUGGUGCCUUACAUUUGCAAAAUCAUAUUGCAAAUCUUGGCAUGGCAGUGGCUAUGGAAUCUGGAGCAAGUCCAGCUUGCAGCACAGGAGACAAGGAGGGAAUCAUGUUCCCUUGUUCUGACGCUGACCCCAUUACUGGAUCACAUGCUGCCUGUUGACAUUGCACCACAGUCCACGAGAUGGGGUGCCAGUUUCCAAAGCCCACAAACAGUUUUUUGCUAUGGAGCCUCAAUUAGCAUUCAUGACGCAUUAGCAAUUCCACAGAUGUGUUCAGAGCACUUUCUGCAGUGGACCUCAAAAGUGGGGGAGCUGCAGCCGUGCUGGUGUUGCUGAGGUUAAUGUGAGAAGCCUAAAACCAGGCUGGAAGGAGUCCAGGCUGUGGCUUCUUGUCUCAUCCUGCAUUGUCACAGCUCUCUUACUUAGCUUUGUGGUACCGGAAGGAGCAUUGUGCAUUGUAGGUUUUGUUAUGUUUGCUAGGACUAGUAGUAAUUGUGAAUAUUCUUUGCUCCAGGGAUAGGGAAACUGUGGCCACCAAGGCGGAGCUGAACUGCACCUUUCCAUCAGCCCCAGCCAGCCAGUAUGAAACACCUGCAGGGCCACAGGUUCCCCAUCACUGUUUUACUUCACUGGGUAGUCUGAACACAUCAUCCAGAUUAAAUACAUACCUAUAUAUACACACAUAUACAGUUGUACGCUGUUGAGGAACGGAAUCCAUUCUGGAAGUCCAUUCGACUUCUGAAAAUGUUUGAAAACCAAGGCGCGGCUUCCGAUUGGCUGCAGGAGCUUCCUGCGCUCAAUCGGAAACCAUAGAAGCCACGUCAGACGUUUGGGUUCCAAAGAACGUUCGCAAACUGGAACACUCACUUCCAGGUUUGCGGCGAUCGGGAGCCAAAACGUUCGAGCCGCAAGGCGUUCAUCAACCAAGGUACAUGUUUCAGUUGUACAUGUUUCGGAGCAUAGAACUUAACAUGUGCAUUUGUGUACUUUGAGAAUUUUUUUGUAAAAAGCAACUAAUAAAUAAUAUUAAGCAAGACCAGAUUUUAUUUAGUUUGUUUUUUUAAAAAACUGGCCUGUCCUUUCAUAGUUCCAAACAGUUCAUUGGAUUUCAUUCCAGCAUUCCAGACUGGUUUCACCUUUUGAGUGUGUUCGGAAGGCAGUGGUUUUGCUCCCUAUUACGUUUAAGGUUCAUGCACAAUAAGCAUUGUAGUUAAUAGUUAUGUGACUGAGGCAAGUUCCCCCCCGAAAUAGAUACUUUCUGCAAUAUGGGUUUACAGUGCAGUUACAUUGGUAGGUACCCCUGCCCAUACGGGCCAGUCGUGUCCGACUCUAGGGUUGUGCGCCCAUCUCACUCAAGAGGCCGGGGGCCAGCGCUGUCCGGAGACACUUCCGGGUCACGUGGCCAGGGUGACAUCGCUGCUCUGGCGAGCCAGAGCCACACACGGAAACGCCGUUUACCUUCUCGCUAGUAAGCGGUCCCUAUUUAUCUACUUGCACCCAGGGGUGCUUUUGAACUGCUAGGUUGGCAGGCGCUGGGACCGAGCAACGGGAGCGCACCCCGCCGCGGGGAUUCGAACCGCCGACCUUUCGAUCGGCAAGCCCUAGGCGCUGAGGCUUUUACCCACAGCACCACCCGCGUAUUGAAAGACGUUAAAUGCAUUUUUUUCCCUGUUCAAGUGCAAGGACUUCUAGCUGUGCAGCAGAACUUCUCUUGUGUGCCCCUAACUUUGUUCUGCGGGUUCUCCCAACUCUCUGGAGCAGAUUUGGGAGGGUGUCAGGCACACACAGGGAGAGAAGAGGGAGUUCUGUUGCACACAUGGAAUGAGUGCUUUGGAUACGGCCUAUUAUGUCACACCUGCAGUGUAGUAAUGUUAAACUUAAUGAUGGCCAGCUUUCCAAUUAUGAACAGUGACAUGCAUAAUUGCUAGGCACUCACCAGUUGUCUCACUGAUUUGUGCUUCUGCAGCCAAAAUCCAAGGAAUGAAAAAUGCCGUUCCAAAGAAUGACAAAAAGAGAAGAAAACAGCUGUCUGAUGAGGUUGCCAAACUGGAGGCCGAGCUGGAACAGAAACACAAGGGGGAACUUAAGAAGCUAAAGGAGACACUAACUGAAGAGAAUAAAGUACGUGUUGAGGGGCACUCCAUUUUCAAAGCUCUGUUGGGAUAAUAUCCACGGAAACUACCUUUGAACAUUGCUUAUUUCUAACUUGCUAAGGAAUUGAGUUUCAAUGCUGUGACACCAUUUUUGUUUUUUCAUUUUGGCCAUGAUAAAUCUUAUUUUGCCUUAAAUGCACAGUGAGUGAAUGAUCGCUAAAAACAUAUCUGAUUAUUGGAAGCUGCACUGUAUAAAAGUAGAUGAGUUGGGUUACUUCUGCGAAGCGCGAUCAUAUGCUCAGUAAAUGUUUGUUGUUUAUUUGCUGGCAAAUGCUGAUGUUGCACAUUCUAGUUCCCAAGGCAAAUCGAUUUUGCUUGCUGGUGUCAUCAAAUGACAGCGGAUGUCUAACUUGCUUUCCAUAGUACCUGGGAUACUGAUUAGCUCUCUUUGUAGGUUGGGGAAGGAUGUGGACUGCUAUAAUUUGACUGAUAACAGCAGACAGGGAGAACGUAACCUAGCCAGCAGGCUGGAUCCUCACCUCUCUCACCCUUAGCAGGCCAACUUUGACAGUGGACAAGGCUGCCCACCUGUCAAUCAUCUGGCAUCGUUAUGUCAGGUGGUAACUCCAAAUCAGCUGAUCAGUGUCAAUAGCAAGCCCCACUGGCUGUCAAAUAAGUUUGCUGUCAAUAAGCCCUACUUACCAAGGAGCAUUUGGGAGUGCCCUUUAAGCUCCAGAUUGUUCCUCAGCAGCUGUUUCUUUGCCUGCCCUUCCUCUGAUGUCACAUAUGAUGUCAGGGGUUCACAUGGCAUGGGGUAGUAGUACCUUGCAUUAGUACCUUGGGAUGUUGGAAUGGAAGGUGACUAUUCUUCCUAUACCAGACUUGCACAACACCGAGACUUCGUGCAAUUUGUACCGGUUUUCUGCAUAAUCCCUCUUCCUGCAGCUUAUCUAGCCUACAGUAUGAGACAGGAACCACAUAUUGUGCAGGCUAACAACUCUUGGUUUGCACCAUCCUUAAUGUCUUAAGCCUUAGUUUGGAGUCUGAGUGAUACUUCUGGUGUGGUACAUAAUUUGCUUGUUGGGGCCACCGGAGAAUGAGUAUUAAAUAGGUUGGGUGAGAAACUGUGGUAUGAAUGGUAUGAAUUGUUAAGGAACUGAAACUCCAGGUGCAUGCGCUAUAACUUACCCUGAAAAUUAGAGCGGCAAGUUCAAGAAACUAGUCACUACACAUUUUACACAAUUCUCAUUUGUCAUUUAGGAAGAUGCUGCAGUUAUAAAUAUUGCAAGACUGGAGCUUGAGGACAUGGAACAGAUUCAGCCUCCUAGAAUAACAAAAGCACAGAAGAGGCGGGUAAGGUUCUUACGGAUGUGAAUAUUGUCUUGAUUAGACAGUGAGCAACAUGCAGACCCAGGUGCUUCUGUGAGAGAUCUGGUGUCCCCAGGGUGGCUCUGGGACCUGGUUUCAGCCCCGUGGCCCAGACAGAAGCAGUCACCAGCACAGAUCAGGUAGAGAGGGUUUAGAGACCCCUUCAUCUCAUUGCAUGUUAUCCCGUUAAGUCUCUUCUGGUCCUUCAAGCCUCUUUCAUGUAUGCCCACAAUUGGCUACAGCUAACUAACCCCAUCUUUGGAACUGGAUUCCAAGAAAUGCUCAUGGUGACCUUUCUGAAAGGCAAACGAUAUAACUGAAAUCUCUGAAUAAGUUUCAGUACUCCCCUUAACUUGUGCAACUUUAUUGCUUUGCUUUUUGCACCGUUCUGUUAGUAGAACUGAGAUGUGAAUCAUUGGCAACUGAGACCCCUUUUAAUAAGCAUAUGAUAUUAGUUCAUGAUAUGGACAAAUGUGACGUCCCCGUGCAUUUUACUGUUUUCAAACCACAGGAUAAAAAAGCAGCCAUGGAAAAAGAAAGAGAAGAAAGAAUCGCGGAAGCAGAGAUAGAAAAUUUAACAGGAGCUAGGCACCUUGAAAGUCAAAAACUCGCCCAUAGUUUAGCCACGAGGCAAUUAGAAAUUAAGCAGAUCCCAUCUGAUGGCCACUGCAUGUACAGAGCUAUUGAAGAUCAGCUCAAGGAGCAACAAAACUCCUGGACUGUUGCAACGCUUAGAAGUCAAACAGCAGAGUACAUGAAAAGUCACGUGGAUGACUUCCUACCAUUUCUAACUAACCCAAAUACAGGAGAUCUGUACAGUCAUGGUAAGUAAACUGCUUCUGCCACUGUGUGCAUAUUUCUGUCGUGAGUAGUGUCAGCUGUUACAGAGAAAAUUGGUACCAAGUCAGUUUACCACGUAUCAGUGGCACAGAUUUAAUUAAACUGUAAGGACCCCAACAGCUGCAACCAAAUCUUACUUAUGCUGUUCAGAAGUUAGUCUUUCUGUGUUUAUUGCAUGUUUCCUUUAGGUAAAUAUGUACUGGACGGCAAACUUGUGUGUGUGCGUGUGAGUGGUAUAGACCAAUUGCAACAAGAUGUAAAGACAUGACUUACUAUUACUACCUAUGGCAGGAGAGGGGAACUUUUCACCCUCCAGUUGUUGAUGAACUACAGCUUCCAUCAGCCCCAACAAGCAUAGCCAAUGGCCAGGGAUGAUGGGGGUUGAAAUUCAGCAACUUCUGGAGGGCCAAAGGGUCCCACACCUGACUUGUGGCUCUAAGCACAUCAGAGGGGCUGAGACUUUAAGAAUAUCUUAAUGACUGUGACCUAAAUCCAGUACAGGGUUAAGCUUGCUUAAACCCAUUGAAACCAAUGGACUUAAGCAUGCUUAAAACUCUGCAUUAGAUUAAAGCUUUAUUUGUUAAAGCUUUCCCCCACUAAACUGUCUCUGUCUAACCAAGGGAAACAUCCCAAAGCAGAACCUCUGUGCAAUCUAGGAGAAGCACAAACUAUUACAGUAAACGUGUUUUUGGCAAAUCUGUCCAUACCUUUUAUAAUAUUGACUUUGUCAUUUCACAGAACACUGCUUGGUCCUUUGCUCGUUUCUUUCCUUUUAUCUGACAGGGCGACAUCUUUGCCUUCAGCCUGUUUCCUCUUUGCCUUGUGUAUUACUAUGCAAAGUUAUGUUCUUCUGCAUACUUUAAUUGCCAACGUAAGCUUUCCUUUUUGGGCUUGCUCUGUUUUCCAACAUUCAGAUUAAAAAUGGUGCACUUUCUCCCUCCAGAGGAAUUUGAAAAAUACUGCCAUGAUAUAGCAAACACAGCUGCCUGGGGUGGCCAGUUGGAAGUAAGUAUCAUUCCCUGCUCUUUCCUAAUAUCUUAAAUGCCAACGCUUGUUCGUUUUGAGUCUUUAGAAUAUUCCAAAAUCUUCAAGAGAGGCUGGGAAUCCUGUGACCCUUCCAUUGUUUUUCUCAACUCCUGUCAGUCCCAGUCAGCAUGGCCAACGGUCAGGAAAGAUGGGAGUCCAGUAACAGUUUUCCCCACCCUACUUUUACAAUAAAGAAAUGGCUUCAGGUUUAGGUAAUUCUUACUGCAGAGAUAAUCAAGAGCAUUUCUGUUCUGUUUAUAUGGUAGAAGAACAGUUCUACUUUGUAAAAGGUUUACAUUCAUACCACAUGCUAUGCUGAUUGUAUCUGUCUAGCAUACUGAGACCACUGUCAUGUCAAUAUGAAUUAGUAACCUAAUUUUAUUAAGAUAAUAAAAAGGGGAAAAUCAUACUUGCAGUGAUUAUUUUUUUAAUAUAAAUGUCUAAAACAAUAUAGGUUUUGGAGCAAAAUUAUGUUGUUCAAAGAACUGAUCAGAACACUUGCUUUUUUAAAAAAGUGCUUACAUUUUGUUGUAAGCCGCUUAAUGCUGUGUGCUACAAAGAUAACUACAAAUCUCAUACAUAUUUUUUUAAAAAAAAAUAUCUAAUUGUGCCUUGCAGCUAAGGGCUCUAUCGCACAUCUUGCAAACGCCGAUUGAAGUUGUACAAAUGGAUUCACCACCUAUAGUUGUCGGUGAGGAAUACAGGAGAAAACCACUAAUACUUGUGUAAGUAGAUACUUUAAACACUGGGGCUCAAAGGAGUUCUGUGUUUGAAGAAGUAUAUAAGUGACUGAAAACAUUGGUUGAAGUAUGUAUUUAAGGGUACCUUGGAGUAAGACCAUUGAAUUCAGUGAGACAUAUUAUGGGUAAACAGUCAUAGUAGCAUCAUGGGGAAGGGUCAACUAGCCGUCUGGAGCAGAUUUCAGAGGGGGGAGCGGGGAGAGAGAGACGAUAGCUGAAAAUGGUUUUCUUCUCUGUUCUGCUAUUGGAAGGCUUACCAUCAGCAGAGAAACACCACUGGAAAUAAAACAAUUGGAUGCAUCUAUGUGUGCAUGCAUUCUGUUCGUUUGAAAGACAUCUUUGUAAUUGCUAUAACACCUGUUGUUUUUGCUUCUAGGUAUAUGAGACAUGCAUAUGGAUUAGGAGAACAUUAUAAUUCUGUAAAACCUCUAAUGGACACACCUACAGAAAAUGAAAGCUAG